Gorilla gorilla gorilla (western lowland gorilla) is the source of this 4413-nucleotide messenger RNA. It is a transcript of the gene HNRNPD, whose product is annotated as heterogeneous nuclear ribonucleoprotein D. The transcript is spliced from 9 exons. Bases 3148 to 4215 code for a protein of 355 amino acids. Gene Ontology annotation, cellular component: chromatin; nucleoplasm. Lineage: Eukaryota; Metazoa; Chordata; Mammalia; Primates; Hominidae. Gene Ontology annotation, biological process: regulation of gene expression. Gene Ontology annotation, molecular function: RNA binding. The record is from RefSeq and is a predicted model, not a curated record.
AGAGAUGAAAUGAGAUGGUGUGGAGAAGAGACUUUCAAGUCCCUGGAAGAACACCUAGUUUGCUUGAAAGCCCCUUAAUCUAACAAGUUGGACAUACCUAUUAUUUUGUCAUUCAAUAAUUCAACUGGCAAUUACAUAGUGUGGAUAUACUGCUGCUGUGUUUAUGUGUGUGUGAGAGUGUGUUAGGGAGGGAGGGAUACAUAGAAGACACUGUUUUCUAAGAACUCAUGGUCUAGUAGAAAACAAUGAAGAAUAACAGAGGUAAAGAUAAAGGGCUGUGAAAAGGGAUGAUUAAUUCUGCCUCAGGAAGCCUGGGAAGACUUCACAUAAAUAGUAACAUUUGUUUGUUUUUGAGACACACUCUGCCUUUCUCACUGCAGCCUCCACCUUCCAGGUUCAAGUGAUCCUCCCACUUCAGCCUCAGGAGUAGCUGGAACAACAGGAACCACCAUGCCAGGCUAAUUUUCUGACUUUUUGUAGAGGCAAGGUCUCACUGUGUUGCCCAGGCUGAUGGCCAGCUCCUUGAGGCAAGCAAUCCUCCCGACUUGGCCUCUCAAAGUGCUGGAUUACAGGCGUGAGCCACCACGCCUGCCAUAAGUUAAGUGAGUUCCAAGAAGAAUAUUGCGUGGAUGCAGGAGCACAUCCUGGAUGUAGAGAUCUUGGCCAUAAUAUCAAGGGCUAUCAGUGAUAUGGACAUCAUACAUCCUCAUAAAGCAUGUAAAGGUGUUAGCUUUAAAAUCAUUCCUAGGUUGUCUGGAAUUUUUGACAUAAAUUCUAAGAAUUCCAGAAGCUCCUAAGCUACAUGUGAAAUCAAAAUGAACCUUUUGGAAAAGUCACUAUUACCAAAAGGUGAGGUAUGUCUAAUGAUAUCUUAAGAUCAAAAUAAAUGACAAUUACCCUCACUUGAAGCCAGAAAAGAUUAAACAGACUUCCCUUCAGUCAAUCAUCUUAGUUGUAUCUAACCCGGAAUAUAUGGUUUGAGCACCAUAUCCACUUUAUCCUUUGCUAAUAUUCUGGCAGGUGGAGACAAAUGUGGAGUCACUACCACUUUAAGGUAAACAUUCUUGGUAUUACCUUUAUGUGACUUGAUUAUUACGGGAGUUUGGUAAGAUUACAUUUUUAGGACGUUUUCAGAAUUUGACCUGUAUUCUUGAGUUUUAAUUAUUCUGUAAUGUAAAUUCUACUAACUUGAUUAAUAAAACUUAUUUAUAAUCUUCCUUUGAGAUUUUUGGAUAGUGUCCAAUUAAUACAAAUUCGUUCAACUACAGUGGAAAAUACUUAAACUUUUUUUUUUUUUUCUUUGAGACGGAGUCUCGCUCUGUCGCCCAGGCUGGAGUGCAAGUGGCAUGAUCUCGACUCCCUGUAAUCUCCACCUCCCAGGUUCAAGCGAUUCUCCUGCCUCAGCCUCCUGAGUACCUGAGAUUACAGGUACCGGCCACUACGCCCGGCUAAUUUUUGUAUUUUUAGUAGACACGGGGGUUUCACCAUGUUGGUCAGGCUUGUCUCGAACUCCUGACCUCGUGAUCCGCCCGCCUCGGCCUCCCAAAGUGCUGGGAUUACAGGCGUGAGCCACCGCGCCCGGCCCAAAUACUUAAACUCUUAAGAUUUUUGCUGGAGUUUGCAAACUCGUCUUUGUUUCCCCCGUGCCCGAACACUUUAAUUAAACAGGCAAAUAAUUAUUUGUUGACUACAGAAGUACCUAGAAGCUUCAUUUUCUUCUAAGAAUACUGCUGGAAGCAGCAAAUCCCAAAGCCCGAAUAAUCCAGUCUCCAGCCGAGGCAGCGGGAAUUUUUAAUAGGUGUAUAAAAUUACUUUUUAUACACCUUAAUGAAACGCCUAACGGUGUUACAAAAAAAGAAAAAAAAAAACCACACACACACACAACAAAAAACCCAAACCCGAACACAAACUCAUAAACCUCGUAAAGAUGACUCACGACAUUUAUAUGUUCUAUGUACAAAGGCUAAAGAACAUUAAGCGAACCCUUGAUUUAACACACUUUCCAAUUAUUAGUAACGUAAAGGAAUCACGGUACGUUUUAGGAUCUUUAAACAACAAAAGCAAAGCAAAAACAAUGUUUUCCUUAAGAUAUGCAAGCUACCUGCUUCUUCGACCAAAAACAAAAAAAUUUCAGGAGAAAAGCAGGCAAACAAAAAUCUUACUUGGAAAGCCAAAUCUUAAAAAGAAGCCCUAUCGGCCCAGCGGCGAUAGACGAAAACCUCAAUGUCACCCGGUCCCGGGCGGCGACGGCAGGGAGAGUAGCUGCGGCAAUCACUGCGCGCGCGGUCCGCUGCGGCGCCUGGCGCUCCGCGGCCGUCCGGGUGGACAGAGCCAGGGGCACAGGGCUGACAUCUCAGGGCUAAUUCCCUCCUCCAGUGCGUAAAUCCAGGCUUAAGCCGCCGCAGGGUGUGAGCCUCCCCUCCCCCACCCGAACGCCGCAGCUGCACGGGGCACGACAGCCUUCGCAGAGGUGCAGCCACACCCCGGCCUAACGCUGCUGCUCCCGCCGCUACUGGAGUGGUGGGGAGGGGUGAGUGGACUCCAGGAAUCCUCGGAAGGGCGGGGGCGGAGGCAGGGGGCCCCUCUAGCCGCUACUUCGAAACAGCACUCCUUGUUCUCGAUGGUCCCCGCGCGACUGUCUUAGCUCACGACACUUCCGGUUCCUUUUAAAGGCCCCCAAGGCUGUACAACGCGGAGCGUGAGAGGAAGGUAUAAAGGGUAGCGAGAGGGCGGGACCGAGGAGGAAAGGGAAAAAAAAAACUAGGGGGAUAGGGGUGGGGGGACGCGCGAAGGGCGCGCUCUCGCGUCACGUGACCGGGACGCGCCGUUCUUCCGUCGGCCAUUUUAGGUGGUCCGCGGCGGCGCCAUUAAAGCGAGGAGGAGGCAAGAGCGGCCGCCGCUGGUGCUUAUUCUUUUUUAGUGCAGCGGGAGAGAGCGGGAGUGUGCGCCGCGCGAGAGUGGGAGGCGAAGGGGGCAGGCCAGGGAGAGGCGCAGGAGCCUUUGCAGCCACGCGCGCGCCUUCCCUGUCUUGUGUGCUUCGCGAGGUAGAGCGGGCGCGCGGCAGCGGCGGGGAUUACUUUGCUGCUAGUUUCGGUUCGCGGCAGCGGCGGGUGUAGUCUCGGCGGCAGCGGCGGAGACACUAGCACUAUGUCGGAGGAGCAGUUCGGCGGGGACGGGGCGGCGGCAGCGGCAACGGCGGCGGUAGGCGGCUCGGCGGGCGAGCAGGAGGGAGCCAUGGUGGCGGCGACACAGGGGGCAGCGGCGGCGGCGGGAAGCGGAGCCGGGACCGGGGGCGGAACCGCGUCUGGAGGCACCGAAGGGGGCAGCGCAGAGUCGGAGGGGGCGAAGAUUGACGCCAGUAAGAACGAGGAGGAUGAAGGCCAUUCAAACUCCUCCCCACGACACUCUGAAGCAGCGACGGCACAGCGGGAAGAAUGGAAAAUGUUUAUAGGAGGCCUUAGCUGGGACACUACAAAGAAAGAUCUGAAGGACUACUUUUCCAAAUUUGGUGAAGUUGUAGACUGCACUCUGAAGUUAGAUCCUAUCACAGGGCGAUCAAGGGGUUUUGGCUUUGUGCUAUUUAAAGAAUCGGAGAGUGUAGAUAAGGUCAUGGAUCAAAAAGAACAUAAAUUGAAUGGGAAGGUGAUUGAUCCUAAAAGGGCCAAAGCCAUGAAAACAAAAGAGCCGGUUAAAAAAAUUUUUGUUGGUGGCCUUUCUCCAGAUACACCUGAAGAGAAAAUAAGGGAGUACUUUGGUGGUUUUGGUGAGGUGGAAUCCAUAGAGCUCCCCAUGGACAACAAGACCAAUAAGAGGCGUGGAUUCUGCUUUAUUACCUUUAAGGAAGAAGAACCAGUGAAGAAGAUAAUGGAAAAGAAAUACCACAAUGUUGGUCUUAGUAAAUGUGAAAUAAAAGUAGCCAUGUCGAAGGAGCAAUACCAGCAACAGCAACAGUGGGGAUCUAGAGGAGGAUUUGCAGGAAGAGCUCGUGGAAGAGGUGGUGGCCCCAGUCAAAACUGGAACCAGGGAUAUAGUAACUAUUGGAAUCAAGGCUAUGGCAACUAUGGAUAUAACAGCCAAGGUUACGGUGGUUAUGGAGGAUAUGACUACACUGGUUACAACAACUACUAUGGAUAUGGUGAUUAUAGCAACCAGCAGAGUGGUUAUGGGAAGGUAUCCAGGCGAGGUGGUCAUCAAAAUAGCUACAAACCAUACUAAAUUAUUCCAUUUGCAACUUAUCCCCAACAGGUGGUGAAGCAGUAUUUUCCAAUUUGAAGAUUCAUUUGAAGGUGGCUCCUGCCGCCUGCUAAUAGCAGUUCAAACUAAAUUUUUUGUAUCAAGUCCCUGAAUGGAAGUAUGACGUUGGGUCCCUCUGAAGUUUAAUUCUGAGUUCUCAUUAAAAGAAAUUUGCUUUCA